UGCUCGCUUGAGCAACUCAACCCCCCUGCCCCCUUACCUUCAGAGUUGCCAUUGGUCCACCGAAUUCUCGCCCGGAAUUGGGACACCCACUCUACUCAUAUCUACGGAUAUAUAUAUGGCGCGCGAAAUUCGGUGACCGGCUUCAGCUGCGUGUUUCUUUCUCCCACCAUCUACCUGGUCUGUGCCUAGACUGGGUCGGACGGCCGGAGCUGCUGAGGGAAGCUUCGCAAUGUCCGGCUCGGCCUCGCUUCACGCCCUCGCGCGGCGGAGUGUGUCGUCGGGUCGACUCGUCGCUCUGAGACGAGCUCGCCACGCAUCGCCCGCUUCCCUGCUAGGCCCCCAUCGCGCAAGAUGUCCCGCCGCGCCAAUCAUUCCUGAUGCUCCCCCUGCCUUUCGCACCUUCAGUACUACCCAUCUGCUCCUCGCUGGUAGCCGGGCCAGCUUUGACCCUGCUUCCGUAGAGCGAGUGAGCGACGAGGUCGAUGUAUGUAUCGUCGGAGGGGGCCCUGCUGGGUUGAGCGCUGCUAUCCGUUUAAAACAGUUGGCCUCGGAAAAUGGGAACGACGAGUUCCGAGUGGUCCUGCUCGAGAAGGCUGGCGAAAUCGGUGCGCAUAUCCUGUCCGGGGCCGUCAUAAACCCUGCUGCGGUCAAGGAUCUGUUCCCCGACUGGCUCGACGAGGCCAACGAAAAUCGAUUCCAGCAUGCUACCGCCGUGACGGGAGACAGGAUGCGAUUCCUGACCAGGACUGCCGCGAUUCCCUUACCGGCGCCUCCCCAGAUGCACAACCACGGAAACUACAUUGUCAGCUUAAGCCAGUUCGCCAAGUGGCUCGGAGAACGCGCGGAAGAAUUGGGCGUCGAGGUGUACCCCGGCUUCGCUGCGUCCGAAGUGCUCUACAAGCCUGAUGGGUCGGUUCUCGGUGUUGCCACCAACGACUUGGGCAUAGCUAGGGAUGGGAAACCGAAGGAGAGCUUUGAGAGGGGCAUGGAGUUCCAUGCCCGAGUCACUCUCUUCGCCGAAGGAUGUCACGGCAGCCUGACUAAGCAGGUAAUCAAGAAGUUCGAUCUACGGAGGGAUUGCCAGCACCAAACCUACGGUCUUGGGGUCAAGGAGGUCUGGGAAAUUCAACCAGAAAAGUUCCAGAAAGGCCAAGUCGUCCACUCUCUGGGCUACCCCUUGCCCCUGGACACGUAUGGUGGCGGGUGGCUGUAUCACUUUGGGGAGAAUCUCGUUAGCGUCGGCCUUGUCGUCGCCCUGGACUACCAGAAUCCGUGGCUGUCCCCGUACGGUGAAUUCCAGAAGAUGAAACAACACCCGUGGUAUCGGUCGGUUCUGGAAGGUGGCAAGUGCAUCUCUUACGGCGCGAGAGCCCUAAGCGAGGGUGGCUUUCAAUCAAUCCCCAAGGUCGCCUUCCCCGGCGGCGCGAUAAUAGGCGACUCCGCUGGUUUCGUCAACGUUCCGCAGGUCAAGGGCACUCACAACGCCAUGAGGACGGGUAUACUGGCUGCGGAGGCUGCUUGGAGUGCCCUAGCUACGGGGAGCGACGAAUCUGUCUUCUUGUACAAUUACGAAGACGCCCUCCGGAACUCCGUCGUCUGGAAGGAGCUGAAGGAGGUUCGAAAUAUGCGACCGUCCUUCCAGACCCCGUUAGGAGCUCUCGGCGGCGUCUUGUAUUCUGGAUUGGAGGCAUUCAUCCUAAAAGGUCGUGUUCCUUGGACUCUGAGACAUAGGCAUACCGACUACGGUGCAACCAAGGCCGCCGACUCGUAUCCCAAGAUCGAGUACCCCAAACCGGACGGAAAGAUCAGCUUCGACAUCCUAACGAGCGUUUCUCGGACGGGAACGAACCACGAGGAAGACCAGCCGGUCCACCUCCAAGUUAAGGACUGGGAUGCCCACACCCAAGAAACAUGGCCUAAGUACAAGGGUGUUGAGAACCGGUUCUGCCCCGCCGGCGUAUACGAAUACGUCGAAGACGACUCGAAGCCCCUCGGCGUCAGGUUCCAGAUCAACGCGCAAAACUGCAUCCACUGCAAGACUUGUGAUAUCAAGGCGCCUAAUCAGGACAUCAACUGGACCGUACCUCAAGGCGGAGAGGGCCCGAAGUAUUACAUGACGUGAGAGGAAGGUGGAGGCAAUGAUGGGCUAGAAAUGGUGGUCGAAUUGGCGUUUUUGGGAAAAGGUUCCCCUCCCUGAUCCGGAUUUUGGACCUAUACCAUACUCGCAAUGAA
Molecule: messenger RNA, 2232 nt
Organism: Durotheca rogersii
Lineage: Eukaryota; Fungi; Ascomycota; Sordariomycetes; Xylariales; Xylariaceae
Exons: 3
Coding region: 230-2122 (630 amino acids)
Biological process (GO): electron transport chain
Cellular component (GO): mitochondrial inner membrane
Molecular function (GO): electron-transferring-flavoprotein dehydrogenase activity; iron-sulfur cluster binding
Source: RefSeq, a predicted model, not a curated record